Molecule: messenger RNA, 981 nt
Organism: Chiroxiphia lanceolata (lance-tailed manakin)
Lineage: Eukaryota; Metazoa; Chordata; Aves; Passeriformes; Pipridae
Gene: KCNE2
Product: potassium voltage-gated channel subfamily E regulatory subunit 2
Exons: 2
Coding region: 376-729 (117 amino acids)
Biological process (GO): membrane repolarization during action potential; regulation of heart rate by cardiac conduction; regulation of ventricular cardiac muscle cell membrane repolarization
Cellular component (GO): membrane
Molecular function (GO): transmembrane transporter binding; delayed rectifier potassium channel activity; potassium channel regulator activity
Source: RefSeq, a predicted model, not a curated record
UUAAUAAUUCCUGUUAUUAUUUCACAGAGCUCAUCUUCCCCCUUCUCCCCUCUGGGUCACCAGACACGGAGCUGCAUCUCCAUCCACCCCCAGGAAAGCACAGAAAUGCUUUGAAAACACAGGAAUUCCCAACAAAGAGUCGUUCCCAGCAUCCCACGGGAUGACUGACGGGAGCUCUCGGCCAAUAUUUGACUUUCCAGGUGAGAUUAGAUUGAGCUUUUCAUUUAAUAAACACAGAAAGUGUGCAGUGCAAGGCACUUCUUUCACAUCCAGCAGGCUGGAGGCUGCUCUCUAUUGGAGAUUAUCACCUUAUUAUCCAGUGGGAUUUGGAAAUCCCCAGUGAAUCUCCUGGAAAAGGACACGGGGAAAGCGAGGAUGGCUGAGGUGAAGAACCUCACCUGGGCGGUGGAGGACAUUUUCAAGGACACCUUUCUCAGCUACAUGAACGGCUGGAGGAGGAACAUGACGGAGGCGGCGAACAAGCUGCAGGCCCAGGUGGCGGCCGAGAACUUCGACUACGUCAUCCUGUACCUGAUGGUGAUGAUCGGGAUGUUCUCCUUCAUCAUCGUGGCCAUCCUGGUGAGCACCGUGAAGUCCAAGAGGAGGGAGCACUCCAACGACCCCUAUCACCAGUACAUCGUGGAGGACUGGGGAGAGAAGUACAAGAACCAGGUGCUGAUCCAUGAAAAUCCGGGAGCGAGGGAUAAAACGAGCCCCGAAUCGCCCUGAGCUUCGGGAAACGCCGGCGGGGAGGAAAUCAGGGAGUGACACACGGGGAACCCACUGGAAUUAUGAAAACCUGGGAAACUGUUCAUUAAAUUUACACACAGGUCGAGGUAUAAUGGAGGAAACCAACCUUACUGGUUCCCAUCAACCUUACUGGUUCCCAUCAACCUAACUGGUUCCAAAUCAAUCUUACUGGUUCCCAACCCACCUUACUGGUUCACAUCAACCUUACUGGUUCCAAAUCAAUCUUACUGG